This is a messenger RNA of Pseudophryne corroboree (corroboree frog), 5653 nucleotides long. RefSeq names its product DLG associated protein 3 (gene DLGAP3). Gene Ontology annotation, cellular component: glutamatergic synapse; postsynaptic specialization. The transcript is spliced from 12 exons. Lineage: Eukaryota; Metazoa; Chordata; Amphibia; Anura; Myobatrachidae. Gene Ontology annotation, biological process: signaling. Bases 412 to 3255 code for a protein of 947 amino acids. The record is from RefSeq and is a predicted model, not a curated record. Gene Ontology annotation, molecular function: molecular adaptor activity.
GACACUGCUCCUGCCUUGCAUGCCCAGCUAUCCUGCACUGCAGCACAAACUAGGUCUCCUCCCUUUCUACAUUCUCCCACCUCUAAUACCUUGAAACCCCCCUCUACCACCACCCAGGGGAAGAGACGCUCUGCCCAACUUUCUGCCUGUGCCAGCCCCAUUGGGUUCUCCCUCUGAAAAAAAGGAAAGAAAUAAAAAUUUCUCCCAGCUUGUCUGCUACGGGAAGAUGCGGUACAUGCGGGAUCUGCAGGAGCUGGCAGCCUGAGGAGCUCAUGAAGAGGGAUCCUGUGAGUUGUGUGACUGGAGCUUCACAGAGCAUGAAGUCAGCGGGAUGUUAGAGUCAGUAUCACAGAGGUAAUCCCAGGGAACUGGGAGGGGCAAGGAAGAUGCCGCUUGUUCAGUAUUAACAGGAUGAAAGGUUACCAUGGGGAAGUCAGCCAAUUACAGCCUCCAUGUCAUUGUAUCCCCGAAAGAGCAUUGGAUUACCCUCAUCACGGUCCAGACUUCCGCAAGUCCUAUCCCCGCAGCGCCUCUGAGUCUUGUUCCUUUGAUCUGCACUAUUGUCCUUCUAGGAGUGGUGGCGUGAUACCAGAUUGCCCUGGUGGUUCUUUGAGCAUGCCAGAGCCCCGGUCAUCCAGUGGUGGCACUUACCCCAGAAUGCACCACAACCCCCAGCAGUUUGACUGUGAUGAAUGUAUGGCCAUUGCUCACAACUCCAGCAAGAUAAACCGCCUGCCACCAACUCUGUUGGACCAGUUUGAGAAACAGCUGCCCCUGCACCAUGAUGGUUUCCACACCUUGCAGUACCAACGAACCAGCACCACAGAACAGCGCAGUGAGAGCCCAAGUCGCAUUCGCCACCUCGUGCACUCAGUACAAAAGCUGUUUGCCAAAUCCCACUCCCUGGAGACACCCUCUAAGAGGGAAUACAAUGGCACCAGAUAUGAGGGACGUGGGGGAGAAGGCUACCAGCACUCCCAGUCUCGGCAUGUUAAGAGGAGUAAAAGUAAAGACCGCAAGUCGGAACCUAAGCACCGAUCAAAGAUGGCAGGGUGGUGGAGCUCUGAUGACAAUCUUGACAGUGACAGCAGUUUUCUGGUGUCGGCCCGUCAUGCCAUGGAGCACGGAGCUCCCUUUGGAGUGGACACCCCUGAAAGUGCCUUCAGAGACUUAACCUUGAAGAGUCUAAAGGGUGGAGGUGGAGAGGGAAAAUGCCUGGCUUGUGCUGGAAUGUCUAUGUCUCUGGAUGGGCAGACACUUAAAAGAAGCACGUGGCACACAAUGACUGUCAGUCAGGCACGGGAGGCCUAUCCAACCUCAGGCAGCCACCACCAGGACAAGAUGCUGAUGCUUCAAGAUGCCAAGGGAAAGGAGCGAGGUUACCAUUACUUACAGGUACCUUCAGAUGAGUGGGGGGGAUAUCCGGCACCAGGAAAAGAAGGAGAAAUACCUUGCCGAAGGAUGAGAAGCGGCAGCUAUAUUAAAGCCAUGGGGGAUGAUGACAGUGGAGACUCUGACACCAGCAUCAAAAUGUCACCCAAAGGUCCCACCCGGCGGGAAAGAUAUCGCAGGUCUUCAAGUGUUGACCAUCCCAGAACCAAGUUUCCAUGUAAGCGAUAUUCUGACUCAUGUCUCUGUAACUGUCCCAGCUGCUGCACUCCACCUAAAAUUCAUCCCAAGGGACGCGGCUAUAGCCUCUCCAUCACGGGUCAUAAUAAGGGUGAGCUAAACCACCAGCCAGGGGCUACAUGUGAAUCGCUGUUCAGUGAGAUGGAAUCUCAUGCUGUUGAAGCCUUGGAUCUGCCUGGUUGUUUCCGAAUGCGCAGUCACAGCUACCUCCGUGCCAUCCAAGCUGGCUGCUCCCAGGAUGACGAUUGCAUCUCUGUCUUUUCCAUGUCCGGCCCUUCAGGACCAACCCUUGCCAGCAGUAUUCUCAAGCCCAACUCUUCUUUCAGUUACCGCAAAGCCCCACCACCCAUUCCGCCCAGGCUCCUCUCCAAGCCUCUGAUCUCGGUGACAGCCCAAAGUAGCACAGAAUCUACCCAUGAAACCUUUCUGCACAAUGAGCCUACACGGUUGCCUUGGUCCAAAGAUGUCAAGGUCCACUGUAAUUCUAGUGAGAGUUUGGAGGGAACCAAGUCCAGAGGUCUGACCUUGGACCUGGCAACUGUCCAACACAGAGCUUCACCCAAACCUUCUACUGUGAUCAGCAAGGCCCUACCGCUGAGGGAAGAGCUAAAAGGUGGCACACGACAAAGAAAGUGGCGCCCAUCCAUUGGAGUACAGGUUGAGACCAUCUCAGACUCGGAUACAGAGGGAAAGAGCCGGAGAGAGUUUCACUCUAUUGGGGUCCAAGUAGAAGAUGACAGAAGGAGAGCAAGGUUUAAGCGUUCUAACAGUGUGACAGCUGGAGUGCAGGCUGACCUUGAGCUUGAAGGCUUCCCUGGAUUGACUGUUCCCACGGAAGACAAGGCCCUGCAGUUUGGUCGCUCCUUCCAACGCCACUCCUCUGAACCCUCAGACACCAGCCAGCAGUAUUCUGUGUAUAAGACAGUGCAUACACAGGGUCAGUGGGCAUACAGAGAGGACUAUCAAAUGCAAUAUGAUACUGCAGACGAGGCACGUCAGGAGUCCUGGUUGGAUAGAGGUGCUCGUAGCCUCCCAGACUCUGGAAGGGCAUCGCCUUGUCACAGGGAUGGAGAGUGGUUCAUCAAGAUGUUACAAGCAGAGGUGGAAAGAAUGGAAGGGUGGUGCCAGCAGAUGGAAAGAGAGGCAGAGGAAUAUGACUUACCAGAAGAAAUUCUGGAAAAGAUUCGUAGCGCAGUGGGCAGCUCCCAGCUCCUGAUGUCUCAAAAAGUUCAACAGUUUUUCCGACUUUGCCAGCAAAACAUGGACCCUUCCUCAUUUCCUUUGCCCACUUCUCAAGACCUGGCUGGUUUCUGGGAUCUUCUCCAACUUUCCUUUGAGGAUGUGGGUAUGAAGUUUGCAGAGUUGCAGCAACUGAAGGACAAUGGGUGGAAAUUAUUGGAAUGCAAGGAGGAGAAGAAGCUUCCUCCUCCUAUACCAAAGAAGCCGCUCCGUCAGAAGGUACAUCCUGUCAAAGACCGUUCUUUGGAUUCUGUUGACCGCCAGAGACAAGAGGCCAGGAAGAGGCUACUGGCAGCCAAGCGGGCUGCCUCAUACCGGCACAACUCUGCCACAGAGAGUGCUGACAGCAUAGAGAUUUACAUCCCUGAAGCCCAGACCCGACUGUGAAGAGGACAAUGUACACUAACCUUUUGUACGCGCUGUAUAUAAUAAUAUACAUAUAUACAUAGAGAAUAUUUAGAGAUUAUUCUAAAAAAAAAAAAAAAAAGAAAAAACACUGAAAAAAUGACCACAGCUGUGUAAUCCUGGGGAGGCCCUUCUGAUCCAAGCCAAACUACCCCUUCAUCAUAAAACCCUCCCCUUCAAAGGGCAGAGCUAGUUAACCAAUCAGUGCUGUCUCCAUUGGUGAGGCUGGGGAAAAUAGCUUAGAACUCCAGCCUCACCUCACCCUCUAUCCUAAAACUCAUAUGUAGCUUGAAAAAUGGACAUGCUGCAUUGUGUAGCAGUACUGAGUAUGACCACAAGUAAACACUGUGUCAAAGUCUUUUUGUAGCUCCCUUUAGAGCUAAGUUUUAAUGCACCCUAAUAGGAGGCGUUCAAUGCCUAUAGGCCCUAAGAAACCAAACUAGAAGAGAUAUUUUGAAUAAUUUUUAUUUGUCUUGGAAAAUACUAUUUUUUAGAUAUAUGGAAAUACUCUGUAUUGACCUGCAAUGCAGUGUGUUCUAUUUGUGCUAGGUAGUGUUUAAUUGCUCUGUGUGCUAUGUAGUAGUCCAUGCAUGUUUGGGAAUACAGGUAUCUCACUACAGUGGGGAAAGCAUAUACACGGGUAGGACAUAAAGGCAAGUUUUAAUAAGGAUUAUCAUUUUAUAAUUUCUUAGUUAUAAAUCUGAGGACUAACAUUCAAUUUACUGUAAGGGUGUACCAACUAUAACUUGUUACCAUAUCAGUUUCAGGAAGCUAUCCUUUUGCUUUUAAAAUUAGUUACUGCAGAUUUGCAAAGUUUUCUGCGGAGAUUAGUUAAACUUUAAAUAUGUUUAUUAUAUAUAGAUAUAUAAAGUAUUUUUAGCACAGACAUUUUUUUCCCUUGGGAUGGAUUAGUAUAGAAGUUAGAGUGCUAGUUUCCAGAGUCAUGCUCACAACAUUAUGACCUUCUAUACAUGAUCUUUACAGUGGACUUGUUAUGACCAUGCAUACAGUAUUAUAGAAUGAGGACUAUCCAGACAUGUAAGAGAAGGGCUACAAUUCCAUUGGAAAUCAAAUUGGCCCCACAAAAUACGAGACAGGUGUGAGAAAUAAAGCAGGAUAAAUUCUUACUUUUUGAUGAUAUAUUUUUAACACCCCCAUUUAAUAUAUAUGUUAACAUAUCCACCAUUAAGAAAAAUAGGUAUGGGAAAACUUCAUUUAGAAUACAGAUAAUAUACGCUGUAGUUGUCUACAUUAUGGCUGAAAUUGUGGGAGUGUGUCUGGAAAUGCUGUAUUGUUGUAUUUGGUACUACAGUAUGAAUCAAAUAUUCUGUAAAAAGGUUUCCCUAGCCCGAUAUUACUUAUGAAACUGGGAAUUCCAAGGCUGAACAUGAUGUAGGCCUGCAUUCUCUGGAUGUAAUAGGGCAUCAUAGCAUGCUUGCCUACAUUUUUGGACCUCUGAGAGGAGGUGCAGUGGACAAGUUUGGGCGGGUGCCACAAUAGAUUUAGUGUCAUAAUAGCCCAGCCUUCAUCUGCACAAUGAUGCAAUUUAUGUAAUCGUGCAGUAUAUGUCAUCAGGCCCCGCCCCACUGAUGCACAAUGACGCAAGUUGCAUGCGCUCUUGCACCAGAGGUGGGAGUCAGUAAGUAGGGUCCUACGACCUAGCCCAUCAUUGUGCAGUUUGGGACAUGGCAGUUAUGGCGCAUUGUAGUGAUUCAUUCUUCUAUACUGUGAAGAUGAAAGUGUAAAAGCCCAUGAAAGGAUGUCCAUGUGAACUUAGAUAAGUAGAUUGUGCAGUCUAUAAUAAUUAAUAAAGGAUUAAGCAUUAUUAUGGGGGAGGGGAUGUUUUAGACUGGGUAGAACGUGAGGGGUGAUUAUUGUCCAAGGGUUGAGAAACACUUUAAAUUAAUAAUUGUCUACUCUUCAUACAGAUCCUGGCCUUUUACCUGUGACAGUUCCCACUUAUUUUACAAUUGCAGUAACCUUGGUCUCCAUUAACUAAUUGCUGAGAUACCAGUAAAUUCAUAAAACACAUAUAAGUGGAGUAAGAAUGGAAGUUGCUUUGCAGACAAUAUGGGUCAUGUUGGAGAAUCUGCAUAUGUUAUAGUGCUCAACAGUCCUAAUUUGAGAGGACUGUUUUUCAUCCAGAUUAUCCAGAUUUAGUUUGUAUUUGGGUGGGGCUGGGAUGUAUCCAAUGUUUGAUAUCCAUUCAGUGGUGCACAUACCAGAGCAGCAUUAAUGAAAUGUUUUCCCAGCAGGAAGAGUGAAGCACUAAGCAUGUUUAUCAGGCGCUCUCUCAACAGGAUGUGGCCAAUGCUCCCUUUUAGCUGUGUCCCAAUUCAGAAUUUCACAAUGGCAAAUACCACUAAGUGUGCAUGAACAA